Molecule: messenger RNA, 675 nt
Organism: Glycine soja
Lineage: Eukaryota; Viridiplantae; Streptophyta; Magnoliopsida; Fabales; Fabaceae
Exons: 3
Coding region: 1-675 (224 amino acids)
Source: RefSeq, a predicted model, not a curated record
AUGCGUGCUUUGUUGAAGGAACAACGUGUUUGGGCUCCUAUUGCUUCUGCAUCUGUGAAGAAAGAAGUGGCUUCUGAAUCAAAAAGAAAAGGCCUCUAUGUUAAGAUAGAGGAUGAAGAUGCUGCCAUGAUUUUGUUAGCCUCUCCACCACCAUCAUAUGUGAGCUUUGUCAAUUCUCUUAGUGUUGGUAAGGAAUGUGUCACCAUGGAGGAGGUGAAAUCCAGCUUAUACUCAAGGGAACUUCGAUCUAAAGCACCUGGAAAUUCUGAAGAAUCAAAUGGAUCUAGUCUUGUUGUCUCUAACUCUAACAAGAACAUCAAGAAAAAGGUGUUUGAAGGAAAGAAGAAGACUCAUGUCAAUCCAAAGGAUAUUUGUAACUACUGCAAGGAGCCAGUUGCUGAUCAUCACCAACAUUCUGAAAAUCAGUGGAUAUUAAACUCUGGUUGUUCCUUUCAUAUGUGUCCUAACAAAACCUGGUUUGACACCUAUGAAGAGAAAUCGGGUGGAAAUGUCUUCAUGGGAAAUGAUGUCUCAUGCAAGACAAUUGGAAUUGGCACAGUAAAAAUCAAGAUGCAUGAUGGAAUUAUCCGAACACUCACUGAAGUUAGGCAUGUUCCAGAGCUGAAGAAGAAUCUAAUCUCCAUAGGUAUUAUGGAUGGAAAGGGGUUCAAAUGA